This is a messenger RNA of Botrytis fragariae, 927 nucleotides long. RefSeq lists its product as uncharacterized. NCBI's taxonomy places the organism in Eukaryota, Fungi, Ascomycota, Leotiomycetes, Helotiales, Sclerotiniaceae. The record is from RefSeq and is a predicted model, not a curated record. The transcript is spliced from 2 exons. The coding region runs from base 1 to 927 and encodes 308 amino acids.
AUGGUAACUACCCCCUCAUCUCCUCACAAAAUAAACCUCCUAACCGAGAAUCAGUCCGGACUAGAAAUCCUCGGAGCAAUAUCCGCCGUAUCCGGCCUCCUAGAAUCUAGCAUCAAUCUUCUCAGCCGCCUGCGCAAAACCUACAACGACCAGAAAGACUCCUCAAAAGUACUUGGAGCCCACGUCGUCGAAAUCCAAGGAAUCCUGACUAUCCUAGAACUAGUCAAGCAUGAAGCCAAUUUGCGCACUGUGGUUAUUCUCUCCGAGAUCGAAAAUAUUCGCAACAUAGCGGUAGAGCUGAUAAGUAACCUAGAAUUAAUGGUAUCGGGGGAGAAAAGCCAAGCACGGCGUUUUGCACAUCAAUUUCUACAGGGUGCCAAAGAGCAGGAGACGCUUGCGAAGCUGAUGGAGCGGCUUGAGCACGCAAAGACGAAUUUGGCUCUCGGUCUACAUGUUGCCCACGUGAGAGUGACGCAGUACGUGAGUGAUAAAGUUGCGAUCAAUAUGGAUAUUUUGAAUCGGGUGGAUGGGCUACUUCGGAAUGUACUUGGAGAUGACGGAGGUCUUAAGAUUGCCGAUGUGGUUAAGAGCCAUCGCCCCGAAAGAGAUGGAUUAGUGCAUAUUAAUAGUGAAGAACUUCCACUAAGAACAGAUGGAGAUGGAAAAGACGCGAGAAAGGUUUUUAGUCGGGUUGUCUUGAAAAAUGUGACCAGAGACCAAGCUCUACAGAUCAAUGGAUCUAUUGGAGAAAAGGGGUGGCGAGAGGUAUCUCAGUUGGAAAUUCGAGACAAUGAAGCUACUGGAAAUGGCCUCCAAGUCAACCAUGCGAUUUCUGAAGAUAUGUUUUUUCAGUUGCUGGCGCAUAGAGACCGAAAUAAGUCGGAUGGUACACUGGGACCAAUUCUACAAGUUAGCGCCAGGCGCUGA